AAGUGAUCUCAUCUAUGAUUUCCUUUUAAGGAUCCAAGAGAGUUUGGAAGGAUGAUGAAGCGAGUGACACAAAAGUUGUUUUUUGGGGCUUUUGUGAUUUGCAUUAUGGGAUUCUACUGUUUUAUUGGUCCAGCCUCCCUGGAUACACACAGUGUACUUCUGGCCCAAUGUGCACCAAACACUAACAAUUCACAAAGCAUUAGAGAAGAUGUGGCCUGUGCGCCUAAAGUGAACCUGAUGUUCAUGAAGACCCAUAAGACGGCCAGCAGCACUUUAAUGAACAUUCUCCUCCGCUUUGGAGAAAAGCAUCAGCUGAAGUUUGCUCUCCCAGACAGCCGUAAUGACUUCUCCUACCCAUCCAGCUUCUUUCGAACUCAAGUGAAGAGCUACCAGCCGGGCACGUGCUAUAAUAUCGUGUGCAAUCACAUGCGAUUCAAUGCGCCCGAGGUGAAGAAGCUACUCCCGGCGGACGCCAUCUUCUUCACCAUCAUACGAGAUCCCGCAGAGCUUUUUGAGUCAACGUUUCACUACUUCAAAGCUUACAUACCCCAAACAUGGAGAAUACCUGGAGAAAACCAAUUUAAAGAGUUCCUCGCCCAUCCAAACCGCUACUUCAACCCAAAGGGAAUCAACGCGUUUUACCUCAAGAACCUACAGUUUUUUGACUUUGGCUUUGAGAACGAUUUGGAUGCUGGAGAUCCAAGAGUUCAACAAGGGAUUGAGUACGUCGAAAAGCAUUUUCAGUAUGUUUUAAUAUCGGAGCACUUUGAGGAGUCGCUCAUUCUGCUAAAAGAUGCUCUAUGUUGGCAAAUGGACGACUUGCUGUUUUUUAGGAUUAAUGCUCGAAACGCCACGUCUGUAGCUCUCAUGAGCACGGAGAUGAAGACUCAAGCCCGGCAAUGGAGCGGCGCUGACUGGCAGCUUUAUCGGCAUUUUAACGCCACUUUCUGGGCCCGUGUGGAGGCGUACGGCCGGAGCCGAAUGAAGGAGCACGUGAAGGAGCUACGCAGGAGAAACGCAGAGAUGGAGGCCAUUUGCAUUGAUGGAGCGCGAGCCGUGGAGGCGAAGGACAUCACAGACAGACACAUGAAACCCUGGCAGCCCAUUGGAAAAGCUUCCAUAUUAGGAUUCAACCUGAGGACCGAUAUUGACCAGCAGUACCAAGAGCUCUGCCGGAAAAUGCUGACACCUGAGAUCCAAUAUUUGACUGAUUUAGGAGUCAAUCUAUGGAUCACUAGAUUAUGGGGCUGGUUUAAGGAUAGUAUUAUUCAGUUUGGGAUGAGUUCAUGACUUCAUAUAGUUUAUGUAAUUUUUAAUUCUCACUGUUUCAAAUUUAGUAGCUAUAAGUGUUAAUUUUU
Molecule: messenger RNA, 1358 nt
Organism: Rhinichthys klamathensis goyatoka
Lineage: Eukaryota; Metazoa; Chordata; Actinopteri; Cypriniformes; Leuciscidae
Gene: gal3st1b
Product: galactose-3-O-sulfotransferase 1b
Exons: 2
Coding region: 52-1290 (412 amino acids)
Biological process (GO): myelination; galactosylceramide biosynthetic process
Cellular component (GO): membrane
Molecular function (GO): galactosylceramide sulfotransferase activity
Source: RefSeq, a predicted model, not a curated record